Messenger RNA from Trichomycterus rosablanca, 4369 nucleotides. RefSeq names its product ETS transcription factor ERG (gene erg). NCBI's taxonomy places the organism in Eukaryota, Metazoa, Chordata, Actinopteri, Siluriformes, Trichomycteridae. The transcript has 10 exons. Gene Ontology annotation, biological process: cell differentiation; regulation of transcription by RNA polymerase II. The record is from RefSeq and is a predicted model, not a curated record. Gene Ontology annotation, cellular component: nucleus. Gene Ontology annotation, molecular function: DNA-binding transcription factor activity, RNA polymerase II-specific; sequence-specific DNA binding. Bases 1 to 1467 code for a protein of 488 amino acids.
AUGGCAAGCACCAUCAAGGAGGCGCUGUCUGUGGUCAGUGAGGACCAGUCCCUGUACGAGUGCGUGUACAGCGUGGCACAGCAGGCCAAGACAGACAUGACGGCAUCAGCAGUGAGCGAAUACAGCCAAAAUAAGCUGAGUCCACGGGCGGCGCAGCAGGACUGGCUCUCCCCCCCACCUGGACGUGUCACCAUCAAAAUGGAGUGCGGAGGAGGAGGAGGAGGAUCUACGGGAGGAGGAGGAGGAAGAACAGGGCAGGUGAACGGCUCAAGGAGCUCUCCAGAUGAGGGUGGCGUGGGAAAAGGGAAGGUGGUGAGUGGAAGUGAUGGCACGUCUAUGACCUACAGCGGCUACAUGGAGGACAAGCACGUCGCCCCUCCCAACAUGACGACCAAUGAGCGCAGGGUCAUCGUACCUGCAGACCCCGCGCUGUGGUCAUCGGAUCACGUACGUCAGUGGCUGGAGUGGGCCGUGAGAGAGUACUGCCUGUUAGAGCUGGACGUCUCACUUUUCCACAACAUCGAUGGCAAGGAGCUCUGUAAGAUGACCAAGGAGGAUUUCCAGAGACUCACGCCGAGCUACAACGCCGACAUCCUGAUGUCCCACCUCCACUACUUACGGGAAACUCCACUUCCCCACUUGACUUCAGACGAUGUUGACAAAGCCUUGCAAAACUCGCCGCGGUUAAUGCAUGCUCGUAACACAGGAGGCGCCAGUUUUAUCUUUCCCAACACGCCAGUCUACCCACCUGAAACUCCAAGAGUCUCUGGAAGACCAGAUUUGGCUUAUGAAGCUGCCAGGAGAUCUGCAUGGCCGUCUCAAUCAGUUUCAACCAAUAAAGCUUCACAGUCCUCGCCAGCCGUUGUCACCAAAACUGAAGAGCCGAGACUACAGCUGGAUCCGUACCAGGUUUUGGGUCCUACAAGCAGCAGGCUGGCGAACCCAGGUUCAGGCCAGAUCCAGCUGUGGCAGUUCCUCCUGGAGCUCCUCUCAGACAGCGCAAAUUCCAGCUGCAUCACGUGGGAGGGCACCAACGGCGAAUUCAAGAUGACCGACCCGGACGAGGUGGCGCGGCGCUGGGGCGAGCGCAAGAGCAAACCCAACAUGAACUACGACAAGCUGAGCCGGGCGCUGCGCUACUACUACGACAAGAACAUCAUGACCAAGGUGCACGGCAAGCGCUACGCCUAUAAAUUCGACUUCCACGGCAUCGCCCAAGCCCUGCAGCCUCACCCGCCCGAAUCUGCCAUGUACAAAUACCCCUCCGACCUGCCCUACGUGAGCUCCUACCACCCACACUCGCAGAAGAUGAACUUCGUCUCGCCGCACCCCCAGGCACUGCCCGUCACCUCCUCUGGGUUCUUCAGCGCACCCAACCCAUACUGGAACUCACCCGGGGCAGCAAUCUACCCCAGUCCACGCCACCCGGCUGCCCACAUGCCACCCCAUCUGGGCACCUACUACUAGCUGUCCCCCGAGCAUCUCACCCCAGUCAGACCCGAGCACCUCUGCAAGGGUGAUAAAUUAGGGUGUAAUUCUCUACACAGGUGUAGCAGGUACUCUGUGUGUCUACUGGUUACCCUUAUCUGGACUUCAUGACCUGUACCCACAUUUCAACCCUGGUCUUGUCUUUCAUUCAGAUAGGGGUAACCAGUAUUUCAGUGUGCCCACAAUGCCACUCUGGUCUUGUCUGUCAUUCAGCUAGGUGUCACCAGUUGGUCAGUGUAAUUAAGAUUAGAGUAACCAGGAGGUCAAUGUGCUGACAGUGGACAGUGCAGUCCUGGUCUUGAAUGUUAUGUAGAUUAGUAGGUCACUGUGCCCACAGUGCCACCCUGUUCUUGUCUGUAAUUCAGAUAGGUGUGACCAGUAUUUCAGUGUGCCCAUAGUGCCACCCUGGUCUUAUCUGUGGAUCAGAUUAGAGUAACAAGCAGGUUAGUGUGGGAAAGGGUAACCAGUAUGGCCUGUACCCACAGUGCCACCCUGGUCUUAUGUGUAAUUGAGAUUAAACAGUAGGUCAAUGUGAGAGAAGGCAACCAGUUGAUCAGUGUGCCCACAGUGCCACCCUGGUCUUGUGUGUAAUAGAGAUUAAACUGUUGGUCAGUGUGCCCACAGUGCCACCCUGGUCUUGACUGUAAUUAAGAUUAGAGUAACCAGGAGGUCAAUGUGCUGACAGCGGACAGUGCAAACCUGGUCUUGAAUGUAAUGUAGAUUAGUUGGUCAGUGUGCCCACAGUGCCACCCUGGUCUUAAUUGUGCAUAAUAUUAGAGUAACCAGUAGGUCAGUGGGUGAGAGGGCACCCAGUAUGGUCUGUGCCCACAGUGCCACCCUGGUCUUGUAUGUAAAAGAGAUUACACAGUUGGUCAGUGUGCCCACAAUGCAAUACUGGUCCUAACUGUGCAUCAUAUUAGGAUAACAUGUGGGUCACUGUGAGAGAGGGAAACCAAUAUGGCCUGUGCCCACUAUGCAAUCCUGGUCUUGUCUGUCAUUCAGAUGGAGGUAACCAGUAUAUCAGUGUGCUCACAGUGCCACCCUGGUCUCGUCUUUGAUUCAGAUUAGAGUAAACAGUAGGUCAAUGUGAGAGAGGGCACCCGGUUCAGUCUGUGCCCGCUAUGCAAUCCUGGUCUUGUCUGUCAUUCAGAUUGGUCUACAGUGCCACCCUGGUCCUAACUGUGAUUCAGAUGAGGGGAAACCAGUAGGUCAGUGUGAAAGAGCAACCAAUAUGGUCUGUGUCCACUGUGGCCACCCCUGGACUUAUCUGUAAUAGAGAUUAAACAGUUGGUCAGUGUGCCCACAGUGCCACCCUGGUCUCGUCUGUGAUUCAGAUGAGGGGAACCAGUUGCUCAGUGUGUAAGAGGAAAAUUCAGCAAGUAGCUUCGAUGUAAAAAGGGCUUUAAUGUACCAAAGUGAGCUAAAACACACAGGUGCAUAAACAGUUAUGUAUUAUUAUUAUUAUUAUUAUUAUUAUAUGUGUUUUAGUAUCGAACUUCUUUUAUUCUACAGAAACAUAUCAACGUGAGAGAGAGAAAACGAGAGAAAACGAGAGAACAAGUUCAUUAAGUGUAAAUGAAAUAAAAGUGAAGAGUGAAGGAAGUGGAGGGAUGAAAUGUGUAGUAUUAAUCAGGGACUGAUGUGGUUAGAAUGUAAAGUAUGAAGUAUUACAGCUUUGGAUAUAAACUGCCAUAUUUAUCAGUAUUAAACUGCACAGUCGUUUACGUGGCUUUAUAAAGCGAAGGACGGGAACAAUGUACUUGAUUUUAAAUGAUAGAACCUUUGUAACUGGAAACGGAAAGAUUCUUCACGCCUGUUAAAUGACCUCAAACCUUUUCAGACGGAGGUGGAUGUUUUAAAUCAGCGCCUUACGUGAGCUUCCUCACACCGCGGUGGAGGUUCUACUUAUUUUAAACCAAAGUAUCAGUUUUGUGUGUUUUUAUUAUUAUUAUUAUUAUUAUUUUCUGAUUCGCGAACGCUGUGCGUUUGUCAGAUUGAAGUAUACAAUUCAGUGUUAUAUUUCAUUUUCUAUGAUAGAUAUAAUAGAUAGUGUAACUUAUGCAUUUAAACACUACGAGUUGAUCUCAGCCAGCCAAGGACGGACCUUUAUACGAUAGAUUUAGAGGAAAAAAAGGACCAUAGGUCAUAAGGACCAAAUUAAUGUAAAGCAAGCGAACAGUCGUGGCCUUCGAACUUUAAGCUCUGUAUAUGUUUACAAGUGUAAGCCAUAUGUAAGAUUAGUAGGGAUGUAACGAUACACUACCCACGAUGCGAUGCGAUUCACGAUACAAUUUUUUCCAGAUUUUUUUAAACAAAAUUAAAUUGAAGACAAAUUAUUACAAUUUCCUUUUAUUAUUUCUCUUUAAAAAUAAAAUACUGUAUUUGUGCUUAUGUUUUAUUUAUCUAAAUAAUGAACGCCCUUUUAUUUCUGAGGUAGGUACAAACUAUGCAAAACAAUGCUGCACAUUUCCCUUUUUGUGUAAAAAAAACUGAAAUGAAUUAAUCCCACAUUAAAUACAUAAAUAAUACAAAUAAAGAAAGUAUCAGUUUGGCUGGAAGAUUCCAGUACCCUGUAGUGACGUCAACCCGGCGAGGUGAACAGCGCCAGUGCCCUCUGCUUGAUUCAUUAUACAUAUAAACCCAUUUGAAUCGUUACACAUGUGAAUCGAUUUUUAACUGUCUUGUGGUGCAUCGUUACAUCCCUAAAGAUCAGUGUCUGGUUUGGCGUUUAGGCCGAUCUCUGUGUGAGCUGCGUUUGCAGAUUGAAUCGGCUGUGAGAUUGGACUGAUGCUCUGAGAUUGCUGACAAAAGGAAUGAAACAUACUUUUUAUAAAUUAUAUGAUUUUCUACUGAGUCAAUUUAAUAAACUAUUUUGAAAGCA